AAACUGACUGACAACAAAAUAAUACUUAACCUACUUACCAAUAUGAUUUAAGACUAGAUAGUUGCAAAGACUACGUUUCUUCGGAUAAAAAUAUUCAAACUUCUUCUGAAAAGUACUGAUAAAAUCAAAAAUGGGAGCUUCUGAAUCUCGUUACGUGCUGAUAUACAAUAGAAUCAAAAAUGAAAACAUAUUGUGCAUCCUUGAAUUUACCGAUCAGAAAAGAGGGCCAUUAGAAGCCAAAAAAUGGCUCAAAUACGAUCGGUAUGGUGAUUCACCGAUGACAGUUCGAGUCGAUGAGGAUCAGUGGCCAGGAUGGUCUUGGAUGCCAGUGACUUAUGGAGUGGGGACAGGAUUCCCAGAAUUAACUAUCACAAUCAUCCGUGGAACAAAUUACAUUCGGUUCAACAGAAAUGACGAUAUAGAUCCGCAUUAUGAUGGACGCAAUUUUACCAACAAAAUCGGAGAAUUUGUGAUGUUUGUGUACAACGAUGGACUCAGAGUGGGACCAGAGCCAAAAGGAUGGUUUUUCGGGAGAGGAACUGAAAAUCGGAAACUCUAUCCCUGGAAGCCAGUAAAACAUUGUGUCACUAUCCAACCUGUUGGAUCGGAUCGAACUCGUACUGACUACGUUCUUGAUGACGAGAAUAAUGUUGUCGUCGAAAAUUGAUUUAAAUUCAUUGAGAAAAUCACAAUCGAAUUUGCUUUAAUAUUGUUAUUGCUACUAAGUUGAAUUAAUUUUUGAGUUUUCCAAUAAUAAACCACCAGGACCACUUCUCUAACA
Molecule: messenger RNA, 781 nt
Organism: Bradysia coprophila
Lineage: Eukaryota; Metazoa; Arthropoda; Insecta; Diptera; Sciaridae
Source: RefSeq, a predicted model, not a curated record